GAACUGCACAGACCCCUACAGAGAGCAGGGACCUUGUUGUGCCGGGUGCUACAGUGACCCUGACUGAGCUCCGGGCCCCUGUUGUGCCAGGCCCUGCAUCAACACCCAGUGAAAUCGGGCUCCCAUUGUGCCAGUGCUGCAGAGACGGCAAACAAAAUCAGGGACCGUGUUGAUCCUGGAACUGCUGAGACCCCAACUGAGAUCUGGCUCCUGUUCUGCCAGGUGCUUCAGAGACCCCAUCAGAGGUCAGACCCCACCGUUGUGACAAGUGCUGUGGAGAACCCAAUUGAGAUAUGCACUCUUGUUGCGCUGGGCAUUGCAGAGACCCCAACUGACAUCAGGCCCCCCAUUUUCCCAGGCUGCAGAAUGACGUCCAUGUUUCCUCCAGCUCAUCCCAUCCUCCCAUGGAACAGGGAAGAGAAAUGGCUGCAGAGGAGCCAGUUCAGGCUACAGAAUAACAUCUACGUUUUGCUCCAGAUCAUCCCAUUCUCCCAGAGGGAAGGAAAUGGCUGCAAUGGAGCUGUCUCAGAGGACAUUCAUUCCGACAACUUCAUUUCUCAUGCAGCUGCAUCCUUAUCAAUUCUUACAAGCAACAGGGAAAGGAAAAUUAUGGCAACUUAUUUAUUUAUUUAUUACUUACUUAUUUAUUUAAGAAAAGAAUUACUGCUUGCUUAUGCCUUUGUCCCCUAAUGCCAUGUCAGCACGUUAGCAGCUUCCUAGCUCUUUUACUUAACCCUUAACAUAUCCCAACAAUUAUAAGUGAUAGCAAGCAGAUCAAAGCAGAUUACUUAGGAAAUAACCAAAAACUCAGACUAAGCCUUACAUGCUAGAUGGAUAGAAUUUGAAUUAGCAGUUUCUCACCCUGACUGAUAAACUUGCUGGACUGCUUGUAUCCGUACACGAGCUAGAAAUCCCUCUACCCUGGCACCAGCACUUCCCCCAGUUCAGUCUUUGUUCCUCAGGUGUUUCCAGGAGUUCUCUUGUGUGGGAAUGAGGCCAGAGAUGAUGUCACACCCCACCUCAUGUAGCUUUUCCACAUGGCGGGAACUCUUUGUUCGAAACUCAGUUCCCAGUUCAAUUUGUGGAAAAAUACAGGUAGCAAAAUGGAGUUCAGUGUCAUGUGGUCUGGUCACAUGCCCUAGCAUGCCAUGCUGAGUGCUAAGCUCUUCCACGGUCCAUUGUCUUUGUUGAUGAGCCAUCAGCACUGUCUGGCUUCUUCACUGUUGUACCUGAAAGGCUAGUUGUGGGUGUUACCCAGAGUAAGCACAUUUGAAAUGCAGCUACAUAGUCAAUAUCCAUAACUUCAGUACAAACAAGAUCUAUGCAAAAAAAUAGGAUAAUCAUAUUCAGCAAAUCAUAACUUUUCCAGUGACACAGCACGUGAUGCAUCUUGCACAACUUGCAUCAUAAUUAUGUCCCAAUCAUUUAUAAUCAUAUCACUAUGCAGAAUAUGGGGUGUAGUGUCCGAUAGGGCCUAAUUUCAAGGCACAGGAGUUGCGAAUGGAACUUCCCCUCUUUGUGGAACAGGAAAUAACCUCCAGCCAGGGCUGGGAAAACUUCCCAGACUGCCAGUGCUGGAGCCUGAAUCUACUGACAUUUCAUUAGACACCACCACCCCCAAUCUUUGUGGCAACUGCAAACUUUAUCAGUGAUGAUUUUAUAUUCUCUUCUAGGUCAUUGAAAAGAAUAUUAAAUAGCACAAGGCCAAGAUCCAAUCCUUGUGGGAACCCGCUAGAAAUAAAUCCACUCGACCAUGGUUCCCCAUUUACAAUCACAAUUUUUAAUCUAUUUAACGUGUGCCAUGUUUAUUUAGUAUCAUUCUAGUUUUCUAGUCAAAAUAUUGUGCUGAACCAGGUCAUAUGCCUUACAGAAUUCUAGGUAUAUUACAUCAAUACUAUUUAUUGCAACCAAACUUUUGAUCUCAUCCAAUAAGGAUAUCCAGUUAGUUUGAUAGGAUCUAUUUUCUCCAAACCUUUGUUCAUGGGUACUAAUUAUAUUAUUCUCCUUUAAUUCUUUAUUAAUAAAAUCCAGUAUCAGCUGCUCCAUUAUGUUGUCCAGUAUCGAUGUCAGACUGACACUCCUGCAGUUAGCUGGGUCAUCUCUUUUACACCUUUUAAAUAUUGGCACAGCAUUAGCUUUAUUCCAGUCUUCUGGAAUUUCCCCAGUGUUCCAAGUUCUAAUUAAAAUCAACAUUAACAGUCCACCAGGCCUUUUAAAACUCUUGGAUACAAGUUAUGUGGACAUGCUGAUUUAAACAAUUCUAGCUUUAAUAGCUGCUGUUUCACAUCCUUGUGAGUUCUUGUUGGAAUGGAAAGAGUGUCAUUAUCAUCAACAUCUUAUGAUAUGAGUAGAUCAUCUGUUUUUCUCCAAAUCUAGGAGGGAAAUAUUUAUUGAACACUUUUACCUCUUCUGUAUUAUUUUUGAUAAUUCUGCCAUUUCCACCUAGUAAUUUAUCACUACCAUUGUUAGGAUUAAUUUUGUACUUAGUAUACUUUUAAAAACUUCCUUCUUAUUUUCAUUAAUUGGUUAUUGAUUUCUGAUAGCUUCCCUUACCAAUUUUCUACAAUUCUGACCUUCUCACUUAUAUUCUUUACUAUUGACUUCCCCUUUCUUCCAUAUAUUUUAUUUGGAGUGUGUUAGGAUUCCCACCAGCAGGGUCCAGAGACAGCCCCAUCUCCUAUAUCAAGCUCUGGCUAGUAGGUAUGUGAUAAAUGUGAAGACCCUGCCUCUGUCUGUCAGCUGGGAGACACAAAGUUUCUCUCUUUCUACCCUCUGAUGCCUCCUGGCUGCUCUAAGCAAGGUGGGGUGGAACUCUGUGCCUUGUGGAGCUUCCAUUUACCUGGUGCUGCUGUUCCAUGAAUAAUGGGGUUGUGACUGGGGCAGCAGAUACUGAGCGUUGGACUCUUGCUCUCUCAGGGGCCAGUGACUUUCGAGGAGGUGGCUGUGUAUUUCACCAGGGAAGAGGAGGCUCUGCUCAACCCCACUCAGAGAGCCCUCUACAGAGACGUCAUGCAAGAGAACUAUGAGGCGGUGGUCUUUCUGGAGACAAGGGAAUAAUUGUCACCUGUCCAUGGGAGGAUCUCCGCUUGGCUAAGUGAAGCAUACAUGGACUCGUUAUGUUAUUGGGAGCAGGAAGAACUGGGCUCGCAGGCGCAGGGAGCUCUACCGGAGCAAAGACAAAUGGACAGGCAAAGUGAAAGGAAACAAAACUGUUUUCAACAGCAGCAUGGCUCAAGGGCAUUGUCCAGGUUUCCAGUUUCCAAACCUGAUGUGAUCUCGCAGCUGGAACAAGGGGAAGAGGCAUGGGUCCCAGACCUCCAGGGCUCUGAGAAAGAAGUGCUCCCAAGAGCUGCUUGCACAGGUGAUGGGAUGGUGAGUGAGAAUGAGGAGGAGAAACCCCAGCAGGAAGAUGCUGAGCAAGUAGAACCACGUGGGACAUUAUCAGGAAGAUCCAAAGGGAAUGUUUCCGGGAGUCGUGCACUCCCAGAAAAAGCAAAAGCUUGUGAGAGUCAGCACAAGCCAGAGGAAAACUUGAGGAGCCACUCAGACCUUAUUACAUGCAAGAGAAUCAACUUUGAAGAGAGACACUACUCAUUCCAUCAGUGUGGGAAAAGCUUCAAUGGGAGCUCAGACCUUUUCAUACAUCAGAAAUUCCAGAGAGGAGAGGGACCCUACACAUGCUCUGAGUGCGGGAAAAGCUUCAAUCAGCGCUUAGCCCUUAUCACACAUUGGAGAAUCCACACUGGAGAGACGCCCUACGUGUGCUCUGAGUGCGGGAAAUGCUUCAAUCAGAGCUCUGACCUGAUCACACAUCAGAGAAUCCACACGGGUGAGAAACCUUAUGGAUGCUCUGAGUGUGGGAAACGCUUCAAUCGGAGCUCACACCUUAUCACACAUCAGCGAAUCCACACAGGAGAGACGCCCUACACAUGCUCUGAGUGUGGGAAAAGCUUUAAUCAGCACUCGCACCUUAUCACACAUUGUAGAAUCCACACAGGAGAGAGAAACUAUAAAUGCUCUGAGUGUGGGAAAAGCUUCAAUCAGAGCUCAAACCUUAUCAAACAUAGGAGAAUCCACACUGGAGAGAUGCCCUACACGUGCUCUGAGUGCGGGAAAAGCUUCAAUCAGAGCUCUGACCUUAUCACACACAGGAGAAUCCACACGGGUGAGAAACCUUAUGGAUGCUCUGUGUGUGGGAAACGCUUCAAUUGGAGCUCACACCUUAUCACACAUCAGCGAAUCCACACAGGAGAGACACCCUACACAUGUUCUGAGUGUGGGAAAAGCUUUAAUCAGCACUCACACCUUAUCACACAUUGUAGAAUCCACACAGGAGAGAAACACUACACAUGCUCCGAGUGUGGGAAGAGCUUCAAUCAGAGUUCAAACCUUAUCAAACAUAGGAGAAUCCACACAGGUGAGAAACCUUAUGGAUGCUCUGAGUGUGGGAAACGCUUCAUUCAUCGUUCAACCCUCAUCUCACAUCAGAGAAUCCACAAAGGAGAGACGCUCUACACAUGCUCUGAGUGCGGGAAAAGCUUUAGUUAUAAUUCAAAGCUUGUCACACAUCAGAAAAUCCACAUGAGAGGGAACUGUAAUAAAUGCCUUGACUAGGGCUGGCCAAAGAUUUUUUUAUUUUUAAAUCACAUUUGCUAAUUCCCACAUAGCGAUCUUUGCACCAUCUUCACCGUGGUCUCUCAGUUCCCCCAGAUGAGUUGCCUGCUUCUGCCUUUUGCAGCUCACCCUUUUUUGGGGUCAGUCCUGUGAUCUUUUCUAUCAACUCCUUUGCUUUUGAGUCGUAGGAGAGUGUGUCCCUCCAGCCAGGAAUGUUCAUCAGCUCCAGGUGGGGGAGAGAGGUUUGAUCCCAGCAAGAUACACUGAGGAAAAACUGCCUGUGCCCUACAUGCACUAGGACUGUACAUGGCGUUGGCUGCUCAAGUGAGUGAUCUUGGUGUAAAAAGACAAUUAUAGUUGUAGAGCAGAUGCAGCCCAGGUGCAACGGUUGACAUUAGCUUUCCCCUUGGCCUGACCUGAACUCCAUUGCUUUUCCUAGUCUAAACAAACCCUGAGCAUCAUGAUUAUACUGAUAAAACCUGGGGCCAGUUUUGUUCAAUAUCUUCAUAAAUGAUCUGGAGGAUGGCAUGGAUUGCACUCUCAGCAAGUUUGUAGAUGACACUAAACUGGGAGUGGUAGAUACACUGCAGGGUAGGGAUAGGAUACAGAGGGCCCUAGACAAAUUCGAGGAUUGGGCCAAAAGAAAUCUGAUGAGGUUCAACAAGGACAAGUGCAGAGUCCUGCACUUAGGACGGAAGAAACCCUUGCACUGCUACAGACUCAGGACCAAGUGGCUAGGCAGCAGUUCUGCAGAAAAGGACCUAGGGAUUACAGUGGACAAGAAGCUGGAUGUGAGUCAAAAAUGCACCCUUCUUGCCAAGAAGGCCAAUGGCAUUUUGGGCUGUAUAAGUAGGGGCAUUGCCAGCAGAUCGAGGGACAUGAUAGUUCCCCUCUAUUCGACAUUGGUGAGGCCUCAUCUGGAGUACUGUGUCCAGUUUUGGGCCCCACACUACAAGAAGGAUGUGGAAAAAUUGGAGAGAGUCCAGCGGAGGGCAACAAAAAUUAUUAGGGGGCUGGAGCACAUGACUUAUGAGAGGAGACUGAGGGAACUGGGAUUAUUUAGUCUGCGGAAGAGAAGAAUGAGGGGGGAUUUGAUAGCUGCUUUCAACUACCUGAAAGGGGGUUCCAAAGAGGAUGGAUCUAGACUGUUCUCAAUGGUAGCAGAUGACAGAAGAAGGAGCAAUGGUCUCAAGUUGCAGUGGGGGAGGUUUAGGUUGGAUAUUAGGAAAAACUUUUUCACUAGGAGGGUGGUGAAGCAGUGGAAUGUGUUACCUAGGGAGGUGGUGGAAUCCCCUUCCUUUGUGGUUUUUAAGCUCAGGCUUGACAAAGCCCUGGCUGGGAUGAUUUAAUUGGGGAUUGGUCCUGCUUUGAGCAGGGGGUUGGACUAGAUGACCACCUGAGAUCCCUUCUGACCCUGAUAUUCUAUGAUUCAGGUUUUCUUCUUGUUCUCUCCCUGCGCCCCCCUACUAUAUAGGAAAUGGUUGAUAAUUCUGAAAUUAAAACCUCACUCCAAAGGAAUUAGAGUGGGGGAAUAUGUGAGAGAAAUAGCAUGUAUGAGAAUAGAGACCCAGUAUAGACUGUAAUGAUUUCUAUUUAAAAUGGAAUUUAUUUUGAUAAAUUUAAAAAUAAAUCUUCUUUUAAGAGGAAAAUUAUUUGUGGCAAGAUGUGUAACCUUUUCCUGAGUUAGAGGGUAGCAGCCAGAGAGUUCCCCAGGUCCCUUCUCGCAAAGCAAAGAUGUCACAUUAGGCAGGAGAUAUCGAAAUCUAAAAUGGUGAUGGAUGUGUGAUGGUAGCUUUUCCGGGUUGUUUUUUUGGUUUGGUUUUUUAAUUUAAUUUUUGUUUUGUUUUUUUGCAACCAGUUAUUUUAAUAGGUGCUGAGGCCCCUUUUCCUUUUGAGUACAGCUGUUUAACCCUCAGAACUGGCUCUGGAAACUCCCUCAGAACUGGCCUUGUGUUUCUUUCAUGUGUGGUAUCGUUGAUGUUCACACGUACACACUGCAUGCGGUUCACAGCAACUGUUACUUUGAGAAACCUGCUGGGUGAAGCGGGCCUUUUCCAGACUGACCUUGGCCCAAAGUCUGCCUUAAUUCAGCUGGAUUGGGACACGUCUGUAUCAAAGGAGUGGUUCACUCCUGAUUUGCCCAGAGACCUUGGGGCGGGGGGGGGGUAGACAGGAUAAGUAGGAAUAGACAACAAUGACGUUAAAGGUAAGGGUGAAAGACCCACACCUUGCAGGUCAACAAGGCUCUUCCGUUUAUUCCCGCUGACACAUCUGGCACUGGUCACUCUCAGGUAGCACACUGGGCUAGAUGGACCUUUGGUCUGACCCAGUAUGACCAUCUUGCAUUCUUAUGUUAUGUAAGCCAUCUGUGGCCUUGUCUUCACUGGCAAGUUUCUGCACAGUAAAGCAGCUUUCUGCAGUGUAACUUCUGAGUUGUACACACUGCCAAGCCACUUGCUGUGCAGAAACUCCGCAGUUGCAGUGCUGUACGAAAACCACCCCGACGAGAGGCUUAUAGCUUUCUGCCCCGCGGCUACAGCGCCGCGAUGCCAGUGUAGACACCCUGGUCGAUUACAGAGCUGCAAUUGGCCUCUGGGAGAUGUCCCACAAUCCCUGUUCUCGCCUCUCUGGUCAUCGGUUUGAACUCUACUGCACCGCCCUCAGGUGACCAACCAUGAACCCCACCCCUUAAAUUCCUUGGGAAUUUUGAAAGUCCCACUUCCCACAGAGACCAAUUAUGGUUACAGACCCAUCCUGAAAUUAGACCAGGAUAUUUUAAAGCUUUGUCUCAUAAGAAAGUAACACAAUUCAAACAUGGCAUCACAGAGGAGAAAGCACUCCUUCAUUUCGUAUUUAUUGCUACUGAUCUCACUGACAAACUUCCUAUUCUCGGUGCUGCUCCCAGCACUUUAGGGAGUUUUUCCUCUUCUCCCUUCCAGCUGUUGUUUAUGGGACUGCAGCAGUUCCCCAGAGGGCCAGCUUUUCUCUUUCACUUACAUCCUUCAAAGCUGUGUUUGCCACCAGUUCAAUUCAUAUCUGAGACCUUAGGUACUAGCAGCUAGUUACAAAGGCUCAAUUCCCAUUGCCAUUCGUGGGCGGUUAUGCUGGGCUGCCAGGGCUGCAGGAUUUGGCCCAUGAUCAGUCAAGGUGAUACAGCAGCUGCACUCUUACAUGGUGAGUCCUGCAGCCUAUUACCAAACUGCUCUGCCAUGUUCUGCAGGGCGGCCUGACUUUCUGAGAAUCUGGCAGAAGAGAGACCCUGGAGUAGAGAAGGAAAAUGUCCUCAGCAGCCACAGCCAGUAGGAGCAGGAAAGGCUGGGUUUGUUUUUAAACUUCUCUCCCUGCUCAAGCCUUUAAUCAUUCCUAUGGCUCUUCUCUGAACCCUCUGCAAUUUUUCAGGGAAAACAACCAACCAAUAAACCCAACCAACCAAA
This is a messenger RNA of Chelonia mydas (Green sea turtle), 8048 nucleotides long. RefSeq names its product zinc finger protein 883. Lineage: Eukaryota; Metazoa; Chordata; Testudines; Cheloniidae. Gene Ontology annotation, molecular function: recombination hotspot binding; histone H3K4 methyltransferase activity; histone H3K36 methyltransferase activity. The record is from RefSeq and is a predicted model, not a curated record. The transcript has 7 exons. Gene Ontology annotation, cellular component: PcG protein complex; transcription regulator complex; nucleus. The coding region runs from base 3106 to 4614 and encodes 502 amino acids. Gene Ontology annotation, biological process: positive regulation of reciprocal meiotic recombination; regulation of immune system process; negative regulation of transcription by RNA polymerase II.